Phascolarctos cinereus (koala) is the source of this 600-nucleotide messenger RNA. RefSeq names its product cholinergic receptor muscarinic 1 (gene CHRM1). Gene Ontology annotation, cellular component: dendrite; synapse; plasma membrane. The record is from RefSeq and is a predicted model, not a curated record. NCBI's taxonomy places the organism in Eukaryota, Metazoa, Chordata, Mammalia, Diprotodontia, Phascolarctidae. Gene Ontology annotation, biological process: G protein-coupled receptor signaling pathway, coupled to cyclic nucleotide second messenger; regulation of locomotion; cognition. Gene Ontology annotation, molecular function: G protein-coupled acetylcholine receptor activity; G protein-coupled serotonin receptor activity.
AAUGAUGGGAGAUAGCAAAGGGGGCUCGGCCUCGCGGGGCACCCCACGCCCACUAGGGGGCGCGGCGGGAGGUGCCUCCGCUACGCCUCUGCACAGUGCAGCUCGGCCGAAGCAGGCGGGCAGGAGCGGCCGGCAGCCCGGCGCUCUGGAGGCGGAGAGGAGAAGGUGGAGGGAGCUCUGGGGGCCCCGACGCCGCCCAGGUUCUAGGGGCCAGGGCCCGGGCUCCGCCAGCCCCAAGAGGGGCUUGACCUUGGAACUGAGCCCCGGGGCGCGGCGUGGGGGGCCACCCCAGGACGAAGCUCCCCGGGGGAGCCAAGUGUCCUGGUCCCUCGAGAGGACGCGGUCCCCCUGGGGAGGGAGUGGGACUGGAGACCCCGGCAGACCCCUGCUCCCACGCACACCUCCAUGGGCUCCUUGUGUCAAGCUAAUGCCGCCUGCCUGUGGCCCCCGCCAGGAUGGACUGACCCCGGCAGCCUGGCAGGAGGAACCAGACCUCAAGGUGCUGGUCUUGGCCUGAGGGAACCCAGGAGCGGUCUCCCCGCCCCGGGGAAUCGUGAGCCCAGGGAAGGGGCGGCCCCCUGAGCCAGGGGAGGAAGGCCC